This is a messenger RNA of Rubroshorea leprosula, 2262 nucleotides long. The record is from the annotation of a GenBank genome assembly. Lineage: Eukaryota; Viridiplantae; Streptophyta; Magnoliopsida; Malvales; Dipterocarpaceae.
UCCUCCUCCUCUCCCCUUCCCCCUUCAACAGCAUCACUUAUUUUCCUCAAAGAUCUGCAACUCGCCAUUGCCAUUCCUUUUUCCCUUUCUUCUAGAAACAAGACUCUCUCACCUCUGAUACUGACCAUGACUGACGCCGUCGAACCAUCAACGUCGGCGAGGGAACCGAAUCCGAACGCCAUCCUCCAUCCCCGACGUGAGCCUUUCGAGCACGGCCUUCUCCAAAUCCCGAAGCUCAUCUUCACUGAUCCUGUCCAAGCUCUAACACCGCUCAAGCUGAAAUUCGCGUCGUCGACGAGUCUCCGAGUUGACUCCGCCACGCUAGCGGAAGCUUUCCAGAUCUCGCCCGACCAUGCACGCCUCGUCCUUGACACACUCGCGUCUGUCCUCCACUCUGAAUCUGAUCCUCUUGUUAAGGCUCGGCCGGAUGAGGUUGAUUCUGUCGGUGCUGAUUUGCGUGAUCUGAUAUUGUUUCUGUAUAUUCAGUCUUAUAAGAAGCUGUUGCCGCGCUCGCAUAGCUCGGCCUCGGCCGCUGUGGCUGAUGUAUGGCCGUCCACGUCUGCAUUCGAUGGGUUCUUGUCAGCGCUUUCUCCUUUGCAGUUUGUGCGUUGCAAUAAUCGCCGGUUUAUGCCAUCACAGGCUGAUGAAGAGGUUCAUCAGUUAUCUUAUCUACAAAAGCACUUGGCUAACAUUCUCUCACUUUUAGCAGAGCCUACAGAGGGGGAGGGAGAUGAGUCCCUGGUUUUAACCAUGGAAGGAUUUGAGCACCUUGGGUUUCUGAUUCAAUUUGGUGAAAGGGGAUAUGAAGGAAUCCCCUUAAGCCAAGCGGCUCCAUUUUUUGCAAAUUCAGAUCCAGACAUGCCAGCUGUUCCUGUUCCUGCUUCACACAUUCAUGAUUGGCUUAAACAGAGUUUAGCUUCUGCUUUGGAACAUAUUACAGAAAGAAUUUCUGCAAAAGAAAAUGGGCCUUCAAGUGGCUCUGAUCAGGAUGUUGCCAUGACUGAUGCUUGUCCAAGCUCAAUCAAGGCCACACCAAGUGCUAGGGGUCUGUGUUUUAUUGAGGGGAUUUCUAAAUCAUCAUACGUAAAGCAGGCACCUGAUCUCAGAGGUUCUUCAGUGAAGGUGAUUAAUUGCCAUGAUUCUGUAAUUUACAUUUUAGGGCCUAUGAGAUAUGCCACUGUCUGUGGGUGCUCUGAUACUACUAUAGUUCUUGGAGCUGUUGGCAAGGCUGUAAGAGUGGAACAUUGUGAACGUGUUCACGUGAUUAUGGCAACAAAGCGAGUUUGUAUUGCCAAUUGUCGUGAAUGUGUGUUCUUUCUGGGAGUAAACCAGCGACCACUUAUGGUUGGUGACAACCAUAAGCUACAAGUUGCACCAUAUAACACAUUUUACGCCCAAUUGGAGGAACACAUGGCUGAAGUUGGCAUUGAGACAAGUAUCAACAGAUGGGAUGAGCCUUUGGCACUGGGAGUGGUUGAUCCACAUGAUUCAUUGUCUCAUCCUGCUGGGGUAUCUGAUGCUCAAGCUGAGUCAGCUACACACCUAGACCCUGAUCAGUUUACAAAUUUUCUGAUUCCAAACUGGUUUGAAGGUGAAUUGCCUGGGUCUACAAAAGAUAACCCAUUUCCACUGCCAGAUCUUUACUCAGCAUCUCAACAAAGAAAUCUAAAGAAUUUAGAUGAGAUAAAGCAGAUGUUGAGGGAAGCGCCACUUGAAGAAAAUCGAAAAAGAGAAUUGUCAUGUGCACUUCACGUAUACUUCAAAGACUGGUUAUAUGCUUCGGGGAAUAUCCGUCAGCUUUACUGCCUACAAGGCGAAUGAUGGCAGAUGCUCUAUGGUGAGACUGCAUGUUUAAGUGAGGCAAAGAAGGAAGCUCUUUGGUUUUCUUUCGUUUUUAACCCUUGCCAGGAUCCUCCAGCAAAUUCUGUGGCUGCUACAGGCAGACAAGAGUCGCUCCAUUGUGCUUCGGGGUGGUACAAAAUUUUUAUGGAUUGACAACUGGUGCACAGAAUGCCAUCAGACAACCUUUGCUAAUCUCAUUGUAAUAUUUUUUGAAUGAUAAAAGAAAAAUAAUCUUUUAUAAUAGUUGUUAAUCUAGGUUUGCAAUCUUGUGAAUUUCAUAUUCCUUGAUCUAGUUAUGUUAGAUAUAAAAAUUCUGAACGUCUUCUUUUUUCAAGUUUUUACCACAAUUUCGUACUUGGAGUACACUUAUUUCCAGUCUUCUUUUGAACUUGUUGAGACACCCCCUUAGGAGACAAUUAG